AUGGAAGUGAGUUUAGCCUCAACGUGUAUGCCACUAAGCUUCAAAUCGAACAAGACGCUCUUGAAGCAUAACAAUAACAUUUUCCACUCUCAAAUUCCCACCCUCAAUCUUUCAACCAAACGCAGAACAACAAUCUUAAACGCAAUCAGACCCACUCUAUCCUCCAACUGGCUCGUUUCCGAUGAUUUAUCUGCCAAAACUGCUUCUCCAUGGCUUCCCAACUUCGAAGAACUUGACACUACCAACAUGCUUUUCCGUCAAAGAAUUGUCUUUUUGGGUUCUCAGGUGGAUGAAAUGACUGCAGAUUUAGUAAUCAGUCAGCUUUUGUUUUUGGAUGCGGAAGACCCUACGAAAGACAUCAAGUUGUUUAUAAAUUCACCCGGUGGUUCUAUUACUGCUGGAAUGGGAGUUUAUGAUGUCAUGAAGUUAUGCAAGGCAGAUGUGUCAACAGUGUGCCUUGGAAUUGCAGCAUCCAUGGGUGCAUUUAUCCUUGCUGCUGGAACAAAAGGGAAGAGAUAUUGUAUGCCGAAUUCUAAAGUUAUGAUUCAUCAACCGCUCGGGUCUGUUGGCGGAUCAGCUACCGAAAUGCGCAUUCGUGCGAGAGAAAUGUCAUACCACAGGAUUAAGAUAAACAAGAUACUAUCAAGAAUUACACGAAAGCCUGAAGAGCAGAUUGCAUUGGACACGGAUUGGGAUAAUUAUAUGAAUCCUUGGGAAGCAAAGGAAUACGGUUUGAUUGAUGAGGUUAUUGAUGACGGAAAACCAGGAUUAGUUGCUCCAAUUGUAGAAGCAACACCACCUCCGAAAACUCAGAUUAAGGAUAUAUGGGAAUUAAAAAGGACAAAAGGUAAGAAGAUACUGCCCUCAGAGGAAACACCAACUGCUGUAUGA
Lathyrus sativus (Indian pea) is the source of this 891-nucleotide messenger RNA. NCBI's taxonomy places the organism in Eukaryota, Viridiplantae, Streptophyta, Magnoliopsida, Fabales, Fabaceae. The record is from the annotation of a GenBank genome assembly.